AUGGCAAAGACACCUCUGGAUAAGCUUUCGGCUACAUUGUUGAAUGACACUUUGGAGAUAUGGAAAGAAAUUCCCAAGCCAAAAGAUAAGCAGGACGCUGCAUUUGACAAUUACUUCUCUGUUGACGAAUUAAGGAAGCGAUUCGAUUCUCCUCCUGAGGCAUCUCUACAAACUAAACCUUUAGUUCCCGCCAUUGACUUUGUUAGGAGCACGUCCAAGAUAUGGGAUAGUAUCAUUCACGAUAAAGCUCUCGACAUUCCUUCUCACAAGGUGAUGAUUGCUAAAGUUAGAUGUGAACAAAUUGGUGAUGAUAAAUUUAAUGCGUUCAUUGCUAAUGAGGAAUGGUCUCAACUGAAAGGAGCAGUUAAUAAUAGCCCUCCAGUGUCAGGUUUUGGCAUAAAAGUUACUUCAAUGGUGGACAAAUAUUUAGCCGAAUAUGAUCAAGAAGCCGAAUUUUAUGACGAAGUUAUUAAGGCGGACAACAGAGAAAAACUAAAACAACGCUUGUUGCAAGAAAUCAAACCGACAUUUGGGUCCUUAAUGGACAACAUAUCUUCUCAAGCUCUAAAUGACUUCAAAUUUAACCUCGACAAAGAUCUGAAUGAAGGGAAAAAAUUCCGUGAGGCUGCGGACUGGUCUAAGAUGCUGGAGAAAUUUGAUUCUGAUUAUGAAGAUUCAAGGAUUCAACAUGCGGAAAAGACUACAAAAGUAAGAGAUAAGUUGGUGUCACAAAUAAGCAGUCAUGUGGAUUCUAUUAGGUCAAUGAAACAAAAUGAGCUGACAAGCCAAGUUAACUCGAGACUAAAAAGUGGGCUGAGAGAAUCUAUGGGAGCUAUUCUGAAAAAACCUGAAAGUAAUAUGUGGGACAAUCUUAAUGAUCUCUUUCAAAACGAGACAGAGACGGCUUGCUCUGUGCUUAGGGAUGGCCUAGAGGACUUGGGCACAAAUGACAAUGCUAAGGUAGAAGAAAAUGAAUUGUUGAAGGCCUAUGGAAGAAAUAUAAUCGAGAAAAGUGUUAGAGAAGAAACUUAUAAAAUUUUACAGCACAUGCAAGACAAGUUUUGUUAUAUCCUCUUGAAUGAACCAAACUCAAGUAUCCCACGAUCUUGGAAAGGAAGUGACGUGAUCGAAGACAUUGUAAAGAAUGCUCGAACUCAGUGUGUAAGUAUUAUGUCUGCCAUGGCUAUAAUAAGAUUGGGCAUUAAUAAAGAAAGUGACAACAUUCAACAAAUUCUCUCUAAUGCUUUGCUAGAUGGAGGUGGAGAGGGUCGUCUAACAUCUAGUAGAUGGGAUGGGGUGGAGCCAUCGAAGACAUUGAUGAGCCCAGCUUCUUGUGCUACUGUUUGGGAUCACUUUCUAGAUUCCUCUGGCAUUAUCAUUACUUGUGUUAAACAAACUAUUCAAGCAAGGAAUGAUGCUGAUAAUGCUACUGCAGCUAAUAAUCAGCCGCAACAACAAGAAAAUCACCAAUCCAAUAUUGGAUUGGCAUUGGCGGAAUCGGCUUUGCGAAUGGCAUUACCUGUCCAUGCACUUGUUUUUGAUGUCGUUGGAAAACUAGUUAAGUAA
Molecule: messenger RNA, 1566 nt
Organism: Impatiens glandulifera
Lineage: Eukaryota; Viridiplantae; Streptophyta; Magnoliopsida; Ericales; Balsaminaceae
Product: protein ROOT HAIR DEFECTIVE 3 homolog 1-like
Exons: 14
Coding region: 1-1566 (521 amino acids)
Biological process (GO): endoplasmic reticulum membrane fusion
Cellular component (GO): endoplasmic reticulum
Molecular function (GO): GTPase activity
Source: RefSeq, a predicted model, not a curated record